GCAGUAUUAACAAUAAGGUUUUGAUAUAUUGUUUACCCUUGCAGAAAAAAAAAAUCUGGUUUUACUCUCUCCUCCUUUUAAGGAGCAUCACGGAGUCGCAUCAGAUGUGAGGGAUUUAGUGGUUCAAGGACACUUCAGGAGAGCAGCUCAUUGCCAACAGCUUAGACACAGGUCUUCUGGCCAAAAGGGCAAUCUGCCUGCUUACUGUGUCAUCCUCAUGUCCUUGUUAAUUAUAUGGGAAAAUACAAAAACAGUGUAUGAGCUGUUCUUGUUAUUGAAAACAUGGCUGAAGUCAGGAUUUUGGAGCUCAAACUAUAAAAAGAUGAGCAAAAUACUUUGACUUUGUAACACCUUUCAAAGCUUUUAUAACAAUUCUAAUGAAUUUGUCCUGUUUUGCUCCCCUGCCUUACUUUAGGCUUUUUCUUGCCUGUGCUGCCGUAUAUUUUUAGACCAUGAAAAAAAGAGGGUUUAAUGUACUCCACCUCCUUUGAACCAAACUGUCUGAGUACACAGUGAGAGGUGCACAACACAAAUAGAAAUGGACUCACAUAUCGCUCCCUAGUUUGGUCAGAAACUGCUUUUAUCGUCAGUUUAGUUACAGUUAAAUGAGCAACAAUAAAUCAGAACUUCAAUCUAUCUUAAGACAUGGAAACUAAUACCACAAAUAUAAAUAUAAGCUGCAAAGCAGAUUUUUUUUGCUGUAACAAUAUUUAUUGGCAAUAAUAAUGUUUAUAACAACCCUUUUAAGGGUUGCUACAUUUGCAAGGGACAUGCAUUUCUGGAAUCAUACACACAUUUUUCAGUUUGUGCAAAAAUUGGCUAAAUCCCGGAUCCCACCAAACAUCAUAUUCUGGCAUUAACUCUCAUUUGUAGGACUGGAUGGGCUUGAAGAAACAUACAUAUCUGCAAUAUGAUUAAGAGCUAAUGAACAUGCAGGAACAUAACGGUCCUCCACAUGUUCAGACUCCAGUGCAUGUGUUGCUGAUACCAGCACAAACAACACUGAGGAUGAAGGGCAGGCCUCCUGCAGUCCUCUGUGAACAGCGAUUGGUGUGUGCAGUCUGCUCUAGAUUGUCUGGGCAAAAGAGCUGUCGGUCGUAUCAUUCUGCAAACUUUCACUGCAAAUCUGUUAAAGACUACUAACAGUCCAGCUUUUUUGAGGCGUUAGCCUGGAACCCCACACUUUACAGACUUACCCAUUACAGGAAAAUAGUUUGAUGCUAGAAGCUCUAAAGGAGUCAAAAGCAACAGGAAUAUAAUCUGCCAAGCUCUCUGGCACUGGCAGAAAAAAUAUUGGCAAAUUCCUCAUGGGUGAAACCCUCAUUCUUAGUAAGCAGAUGCUGCUUAUCCCACAAAUGCCUGUUUAAUACAAUUGUUUCACCAUAUAAAGGGGUUAUAAGCAGACUUUCCAUCAGAAUAAUCCACAAAAAAGAUUGACUGUACCAAGCACUAGUGCUAAAUUUGCAUUAUCUAAAGCUUUGAUGGUGGAAAAUGCAAAAAUGUUCAUCAAGUUUUGUUGAAGUCAGUAUCAUGGUAUGUUUUUUUUAGUGACAUUAGAAAAGAAAGAUAAAGUUUAGAAAAUCAUUUUCAAAUAAGGGUCACAUAAGGGUGUUCUUAUCUGUUCUUAUCUAUCAUUAAAUAGUAUGUACCGGUAAUAUAUAAUAUGAACCCAAAUUUAAUGUUGAUGAACCCCCCCAACUUUUUCUUCACUUCAUUUCUGGUCUUCAAUUACAAAAUUUACAGUAAUUUGACCAAAAAAUUUAUUAAUAUGUAUUUUUGAUUUUGCGAUGACAUGAAAAAUAUCAGAUUGCAAAAAACUUUUGUAAAAUACUUUAUUUGCAUUUAACGUCAUUAAAAGGCUGAUUGGUUGGCCCUCACACAUUUGCACCUCACCAAAUCUAGACUUCUUUGCAAAAAUAUUGAACCCCCCUGAUCUAAAUACAUAAGGAUGCGUGAAUAAUUUAAAAGCUGAUAUCACAACAAAACGUCGUGUUUAGAAUCAAUUACAUUAAUAAAAGCUGAAAAAAUAUUUUUUAAUUGCAAUAGAAAGGUUUGUAUUCUUAACUAUUUUGUUAACAACAUGCUUCCUAAAGGUAAUAACUGUGUUCAGGCCGCAGCGCUGCAGCAGGAGUCUGAAACCACCCAGAGGGCAGAGAGGGAGGUGACCCGCAUGGUCAUAGUCAUGGUGAUCUCCUUCCUGGUGUGCUGGGUGCCCUAUGCGACUGUGGCGUGGUACAUCUUUGCCAAUCAGGGUACAGAGUUUGGACCUGUGUUCAUGACAGUUCCUGCCUUUUUUGCAAAAAGCGCAGCUUUGUACAACCCGGUCAUCUACAUUCUUCUCAACAGACAGUUCAGAAACUGCAUGAUCACCACAGUGUGCUGUGGAAAAAAUCCGUUUGGAGAGGAUGAUGCCGGCGCUGUCUCCAAAACCCAGACUUCAUCUGUCUCUUCCAGCCAGGUGGCUCCUGCUUGACCCCUCGCUUCUCCUCCAUCAGCUCCAUCUGUCCCGCUCCCGCCCAGGGACCCACCGCCGCCAGGCAGCCAAUGCCUUCAACGGGCCAAUCCUCUUGACUUACCUCUCAAAUUGUCCUCGCUGCAGUUGGCACAACUGCAACCACGGCGGGACCAACUCAGUGAGGAGCCAGCAUUUGCAUUUCCAGUCCAUUUAAUCAUGGAAAGUGUUCAGCUAGUCUCAUCGAGUUUAUUUUAAGGGUUACGGUCCUGAUGAUCGUCCAACUGAACACCUUCCAAGCUCCCCACUUUCCAUGAAGUCACAUAAUAGGUGAAAAUCUAUUUCCUCAAAGCCCAUUAUCUAGUUUUGCCCCCAUCAGCCACUGUUUAAGCAGCUGUUGCAGCUACACAACCUACACACAAGCGCUUUUCAUAGUUUUAUGAGCAUCUAGGUUUCACUAAACUUUUAUUUGUUUAGAUUUUGAAGGUGUGUUUUAUUGCAACGGGUAAU
Molecule: messenger RNA, 2962 nt
Organism: Oryzias latipes (Japanese medaka)
Lineage: Eukaryota; Metazoa; Chordata; Actinopteri; Beloniformes; Adrianichthyidae
Source: RefSeq, a predicted model, not a curated record